This is a messenger RNA of Suricata suricatta (meerkat), 2059 nucleotides long. RefSeq names its product Scm polycomb group protein like 1 (gene SCML1). NCBI's taxonomy places the organism in Eukaryota, Metazoa, Chordata, Mammalia, Carnivora, Herpestidae. The record is from RefSeq and is a predicted model, not a curated record. The transcript is spliced from 5 exons. Gene Ontology annotation, molecular function: protein binding. Bases 1 to 939 code for a protein of 312 amino acids.
AUGGCUGUCAUCCAUGAUACUGUUCAAAACCUGGAUAAGAAAUUUGAUGCUCUUCGUGGAAAAGUUGCAAAAAUCCACCGUUUACAUGUGAAAUCAUUGUGGCAAAGUCGCAAGCCACUUCGAUCUGCGUACAGAAAUUAUAAUUACCUGCCUUCCAGAAGGAACAGAUGCCGGAAAACGAAGAAGAAGAAGGACACUUGUUCUUUAUUCUCUGAGCCUAAAAGUUAUAGCCCAACUGUUCCGGUACGAAGGCCAAACACUGAUUACCAGUACGACUUCCUGGACACAACGUACCCGUCAGAACAAGAGUCCCCAGAACGGGACCCAGAGCUCAUCUACCAGGAAUGGGAAAUGCGCAUGAACCAGAGCCAGUCGCCUCCCGCCGACUCUACCGCAGAGCCGUCCCAGCCGGGCUGCACGCCCAAUCUUGUGCAGGGCGACUACUUGGGCACACCCUGCCGUGGCAGCCCAAGGGCCCACAGCUCCGCCAGCCUCCUCUCACCCAAGGAACCAUCCACAGGAAUGCCCGAGACCCCAGUGACACAAGCGUACCCCAGUCCUCCGUAUAACCCUGAGGUGACGGCUCAUCUGAGUUCACUGGAAAACCACAGCUUUGGCCAUAUUGAUGCAGAUUUCCGCAACCCAGGCAACUUUGUUACAAGUACACCAAUUGUAAAUAACCCAGGUAUGCCGUAUAACUUCCCUGAUGACCCUUCAACCUGGUCUGUGAAUGAAGUGGUCCUGUUUCUGGAACAGGCAGACCCUCAGACACUUGGCCCUGUCGCUGACAUCUUCAGGCAACAUGAGAUUGAUGGGAAGGCUCUGCUGCUCCUCAAGAGUGACAUGAUGCUGAAUUACAUGGGGCUGAAGCUGGGGAUCACCGUGAAGGUGUGUCACCACAUUGAUCGUCUUAGAGGACAAAAAUACAUUAACAAUUGAAAAACUGUUUACUUACCCUUAGCUUGGCCUUCAUUCAGGGGAGACCAGUGCCACGCUGGGGUAAAAUCUUUUUUUCUGCCCCUUUAGAAGUUGUUGUAUAGAUGGUUCUUCUACAAACAUGUCAUAUCCAGAAUUGCAGGACUCCAUUACAGUCACGUCUACUAUUUUAGAAAUCAUUUAACAUGUUAGUAUUGGCAUAUGCACGUUGAUGGUUGGUUCUUUACAUCUUUUUAUUAUUUUCAUUGUAUAGUUUACAAAUGUACUUCAUGCAAGAAACAGAGAAACACCUCUAAUUUCUGUUCAUCUUUUUCUAUAGAACCAAAAUAGCUGAAUCCCAAAGAGAAAAUAUCAGGGACUGACAAGUUCUCUAAUAAAACCUAUGAGUUUUCCUUACAGGAAAACUUAAAAGAUGCAACUAUAGAUAUCAUCUUUCUAAAAUAUUUUAUGUUUGUCCUGCAACAUUCUGUCCGUGUUCUGCCAGCUUCCCAAAAGGGAAAGCCAUAUAAAUUACUUCCCUUCCUAUUAUUAUUUCUAUAUAUAUUUGUUCCUAUUUAAAGAAAAAAAAGGCAACCUUAUAAGCUUUCUUGAAAUAUUCUUACCUGUUUUUGGAUAAAUUAUUGAGUAGUUAUUUUAUGCAAGAGAUACUUACUUUAAAACUUCCAUAUUUUGCCUAAGUCUGAACAUUUCGCCAUGCAUUCAUUGCUCACAUAUCUCUAUAAAGGUGUCUAUGUCCAGAGUUUUAAAGGAUAUAUAUUUUAGUCUUAUUCCUCAUAAGGAUACUAUUUCAUAUUUAUAUUUUAUUCUAUAUAUGAAGUCUAUACAAGUAAAUCUUUUUGAAUUUAAAAUAGCACUUUGCAGUUCCACAUAGGUAAAUAUUAACUAUAUUUAGUGAGAUGUUUUUAUGGCAUUAAAGAUAGUCACGUCCUCAGCCACCGUUGCCUCUCAGCUCGCUCCUCAGGGCUUCUGCACUGAGACGUUCUCUGUCUUAUGUAAUGUUUCUAGUGAAUUUGCUUUCUGAGCCAUUUAUCCUACUAAACUUUAGAAGAUAUAUUACUUCUCAUUUGUCAUUUUGAACUUUAUUUUAAAAAUUAGAACUUUCAGGGUCACCUGGGUGGCUCAG